Molecule: messenger RNA, 417 nt
Organism: Anisakis simplex (herring worm)
Lineage: Eukaryota; Metazoa; Nematoda; Chromadorea; Rhabditida; Anisakidae
Source: the annotation of a GenBank genome assembly
AUGACGCAUCGGGGAGGUUUAUUUGUUUGGAGGGGUGGGUGAUCGCGUUGUCUUACCGUAAUCAAAACAGAUCAGUACGUAACAACGCCAUCGAAUGUUAAAACAACGCGUCACGAAGUGAGUAUUCUGAGAUGGCAGAAGUUGAAUGGUGGUGACGAGGGGAUGCUGAUCGCGGGAGUGUUUUGGGGAGGGAGAGAUAACGGUAAGCUGGUGAGGCUUACGGUAGUUUGGCAGGGAGAUCAGCGUAAAAUCUUUCGCCAAGCUGCCGAAAAAUUCCCAGUCAAUUUGGCUGCGGAGUUUCCCGUCAAACUUGCUGCGGAGUGGUCAAUACGUGGACGUGUUCUCGGUGGGUCAGGAGUGCGUGAACGCGUUGAGCUCGGUGCGCGCGCAUCCGCUGAACGUGACCGAUUUGGACUG